GAUCCCAAAGGAAAUAUUCAUGCUAAAAUAUUUGUUUACGGUAUUUUUUUUUAAAGUACGGCGCAUGGCUAUUGGCUAUGUCUCGGCUCAAAAUAGCACAAUGGCCAUAUUUUUUAAAUAAGGACGAAGGAUUAUUUCCAUUCUAAUUUUUAUCUGCAUUCAUAUUCUAAUGUGAGAGUUGUCAACCAGUAUAUUCAAACACGUUUAGUGCCUCACAUUCCGAAUAACAUGAUAUAUUUCUGUUCGAUGUAGCGCGCUUCUUUCUGCAGUCUCUUUUUAGAAGUCACCUUUGUAAUGUUUCGCAUACUUUGGUUUUGUCAUCAAGGAGAAAUUUUUUUUUUUUUAUAGUUACCUUUUGUUAGCUCUGGUGUAGGCUUAAUUGCUGUCCCAGCGUUUAGGCUUUCAUUUAAAUCGCGCUCUUACCGAUUUUUCCUCGUAGAACAGACUAUAUCACAUAGUUUGUUAUGUACCUCGAUCCGUGGACUAAAAUAUGACUCUGUGGUACAUUUUAAGCGAAACGAAAGCCUUGUACGUAUACAUUGGUCUACUAUGACAUCUCAAACUGCAGUGUGGGGUGUUUGACGCUCAGUCUAGUCGUAGAGCUUUGUCUAAAUGCUUUAAUAGUCUUAAUCACAGACUUCCGAUCACAAUCCACUUUACCGUAAAGGUCCCGGGAGUUUGGUCACGUGAUCAAACUUUUGUCGCCAAGCGGCGGACUACACGUAGGGCCAGAGAAAUGGGUAGGCACACCACCAAAUCAGCGUGAUUGGCAACCAAAGUUUAACGAUGACUUGUUGAUCAACGUAGUUUGAGGAAAUCCAGUAUGGUCUGGACUAGUGACUGUGCCAUAGGUGGCAGACAGUAAGCUCACCUUUGGUGAACGCGGUUAAAUUUAUACAUGUACGUUCGUGAAAUUGAAAACAGAUUCUUUUCAAAAUUUUGCUGUUAAUUUUUUUUAAGGAGAUCAGGGAAAAGUAAAACACACGCCUUGAUCAUGCUGCAGCGUCAUUCACAUUAAUAAAAAGACGUAUUAAAUUAUCCAUAAAGAGUUUAAAGCACUUUAAAAAUGACAGACACAGUGACUAUAAAAAUAAAUGGACUUGAUGUAUUAGAGUCAGGGUUAAAGUCACUGAAGCGCUCAAGGCUUAUGAUAGCUCAAGAGUAUAGUGACAUGAUUGGUGCCAUUGAAUUACAUCAUAACAGUCUGCGUCUGGCCCAUCUAACUGGUAAAGCCAAGGAUCUGGUAGAUCAAGCUCAGAGAGACACCAGAUUUUACAAUAUACUUGUAAAGAUGCUGUGUGAAUUGAAGGAGAAAAGAACUGGAGAACAAAGACAAGGUUUACGGAAAGUCUAUGCAUGGUACCAGGCCAACAAGAAUGCUUUGUACUCUGGACCUCAUUUUGGAAAGGAACAUUUAAAAAGUUAUUCCAAAGAAGCUUUUUCAGUGAUCACAACACCACGCAAGCCAAAAGGUGGCCAGUUUGUUAGUAGUAAUAGUGUGAAGACUAAGGCUAACGUCAGAUCUAAAAGUGCAUCUGGCAUCCGAACAAGACACAGCACCAUCUGGCAACACUCUUCCUUUGACUGGCAAUCAGCUGAUCUUCAAAAGGAAUUGCCUACUCAUGAGUCACCACCUCUUGAGCAAGAAAACAAAGAGUGCACUGCAGUAGCUGGGUCUGCUGAUUUGAGUGCAAAAACAGGGAUGUCAGUCAUUGAUAGCAAGUUUGCCAGACUAAAGCAGCACAAGACUCUUCCAUCUACUGUUCACCCUGUGUCUAGCAUUAUGAACCCACAUGUUUCAUUGGCUGUCCAGACAGAACGUAAAAGGAGCACUCAGAAAAAACCAUUGGGAAAUACAUCUUUGGAAAAUAAUCUACAAACCUGGAUCAGAUUCAGUGAAGACAGAUCUUGGGGACAAGACCUUGUAGGAAAGCUGAGUUUUGUGGGGCGCAGUGGCACUCCCAGUGAUGUUCGUUAUGUAGCCCAUUCCAGUGCUGAGAUGCCAGAGCAUCAUACACAGGCUGUCAUCUCCAGCUUUGCAAAGGCUUCCACUACCAAUGUGCCUGCAAAAGAUGGAGCAGAUUAUCUGGAUCAGAAAGAAAACAUAUUUUUACAGCAGAGUCUGGAGCAGUUUUAUCAGUCUGCUGAUGCUUACUGUUCACAAGAGUUAAACUGCACACAAACAUCACGCAGUCUGUCAGCACCUGUUACACGCAGAGACCCAGAGACACCCAGAAAGAAUAAACCAAUCAGACUUCAGCAGCAGUUGCAAGAUAUGGAACUAAACAAGAAUGAUAACAAUGCAAACUGUGAAAAAACUGGCAUCAGGUUGGAGACUGUAGUGGAUGUUAUUGAUUCCGUUUCUGCGAAUAUGAUUCACUACAGAGAAAAAUUUGCACCUGAAGCACAGCCUGGGUUUCGGCAGCCGAUGGUCAGGGAUUUUACGGCAUCUUUCUUGCAUGCAGCCUCUUCUCCUGUCUUGUACCUUCCCAGCCCAUCACCACGUUCUAGUGUGUCCUUGGAUAACCAACAGGCAAACUACACUCCUCGGCCUCACACCUCUCCCACCUCAUUGCAUCGAGUGUCUGUCACGGAGGAUUUUGAUGAGCAUGCCCAAAACUGUCCUAUGAGUCAAAAACCUGGAUGCAAGACAUUGGGUACAGCAGACUGGGCAGGACGUGUUGAACCAGAAUCACUGCGAUACAAGUGGAGAAAGACCAAGUGUGGGGGUUUCACUUAUCAGAAAACUUUACAGCCUAAAACUGUGGGUUUGCGCAGUGCUGGCACCACCUCAGCAGGCAGACGUCCAAAGACAGCAUCUAUUCCUGUGAGCCAGAAAUGGGGAACACAAAAGCAAAGCAAUGAAAACAAGCGAGUGAUGGGCCAGGCUGCCAGUCACAGCACAACACAGAUUGACCAGAAAACAGUGGACAGUCUGAUCACAGUGCAACACCUCCUAGGAUCCAGUUUCUCUAGGACAGAUUCUCUCCUCUCUCUGUACAAUUUUGAUGAGGGUUUUCUUGCUGCCUUCUCACAUGAUCAAACAGUGCCGACCUCAGGUCAACUUGAGUACUUGUCCUUUGUAACUCCUGCAAGUGUUGCUGCUGGUGCAGUAUUCCCAGAAAAUAUUACAGAGACUUCUGCAAAUAAAUCAAGGAAUGAGAAGCAGGAAGUAAAAGUGCAAGAUUCAUCACCUGUCACUAAGGAUGUUCACCUGAUUUUCCCGGGACAGUCGUCACUGAGUGACAAGACUGAAACAGAUGCUGACACCGAUCAGAAUGGUGGUGAAACUGAGAUGCUGCAGGAACAGCCUUCCCAGAAAGUGUUGCAGCAGAUUCUGGACAAAGAAAAGAUAGACUGUGAGAAGGUAGAAGUGACAAAUGAUGACUGCUUAGGACAAGGUACAGAUGAAACCGAGGCCGAUGUUGGCACUAUCACUCACAUAACAUCAGUGGCUAAUGGAGGCCAUCCUCUCUCUCACAACAGCAGCUUGCCUCAGCCUCUGAGCAUGUCACAGGUUUGGGAGUACAACCCCAGUGAUGACACGGACUCUGAGAAGAAACAUGAAAGUGAUGUUAAUCAGUUAGAGGAACAACCUCCUGCAGUCACUCACCAGAUGCACACACAGCUGUUCAGUACAAGCUGCUUGCCUUUGGCCUCGCCACGGGCAGCAGUUCAAGGGAGACGAUCUGCAGGUGGCAUGCCACAUCAGAUGCACAGUGGAAUGCCUCAGAUAUUACAGUUGACACGUCGUCGUGCAGAGCUCAUCCAACUGGCACCACCUCGCCACACUGCACCCUCCAUUCCCUACUCAUCCGCUCGCUUUUCAUCUCACUUUUCACCCAGUGCGGGACCCUUGAUGUCAGAGCUGGAGCACCAUGCACGGAAGGUCAAAAGCCCUCGCUCCUUGAUGCAGCAUGUUGAAGAACUUCGUAAAAGUGGCAAAAGUCAUUCUCAGGCUUCAGCAGCAUCUCCAAAAGCAGAGGGCCUGUCAGUCAGUCUUCGAGUGUGUCGUUUAGAACUGCCACUUCGAGGUAGUCAGACUGGGCCCUAUGUCCAAGAUACCAUUGAUGCUAGUACCAUGAAAGAGGACAGACAUACAGAUAAAAGUUGGCUGGGAGAGAACAGUAGACCAGAACAAACACAAGAAGAUGAUAAGAAUACUGCUGAGAGAACACCGGCAAGCUUCACACCAAACUCUUUCUUUGCUAAUAUACCUCUGAGACCUGUCACAGCACCAACCUGUCUUGGCAAGAAGCGACAGCUAACAGCACCCAAUGAGCUGCUAUGUCAAGGUUUCACAUAUCACCAGAUCCCUUCGACUGGCACUUCACACAACACCAGCAGUGGCAGCCGUCCUAGUACUGCACCCAGAAUACGUAGAGCUAAAAGUCUGACAAACAUUGGUCGACCCAUCCCACAAGUGACCAGCAUUACUGAUCCAGAUGAACUGAAGCAAGCUGUUCAAAUGCAGAGAGAAGCUGCAGCUGCAGUUGACAUCCAAAGGUUGUUUCGAGGUUUUGUGGCCAGGAAUGUCUAUAAGAAACUACAAAGUGAGGAGAGAGAGAAACUAGAAAAUGAACGCAAAGCAGCUGUUGCCAUACAGAGGAGAUACAGAGAGCACUUACACCGUAAAAAGGCUAUAGAGUCUCGUGCCCCUAGUGAAGAACUACGUCAGUGGAAUAAGAGCUAUCAGGACAUUUACGAGGCCAAUAAACAGGAGAGACUGAGGAAACUGGAGGAGAGAGCUGAGGAAAAUUCUAUGAACUAUCUUUCUGGCAAGUCUAGAAUUUCUGUAAUUGGGCCUCAUGUGGACAUUUAUGAGAUCUAUCAUCCCAAAAAGACUGGAAACAAUAGAAGAGAGCUAAACAGUGCUGCACUCUGUAUUCAGAGACAUGUCCGAGGAUGGCUAGUUCGGAAAUGCUUUGAAAAACUGAAACGAAAGGUGGCUUGGUAUGGCUCAACAUUUCAGAAGAUGGUGACCGAAUACAAGUCAAUGCUUAGGCGUGUGCAAUCUCAGCAUGGUGUUAGUCGUCCGAAGGCACCAUUCAGUGCGAAAGAAAUGAACGAUUACAUCGACGUGAGACGUAGGUAUGAGAGCGUUUUUGAAAAGAAGGCUUUUAGUGGAAUGUUAGAGAUGGACGACAUUGAAGCAUUUUUCCACGAGUGCGACCUGUACCCUUCACGAAGUGAAAUAGAAGAAGCAGCAGAUGUUGUUUCUCAUGGUCAGCCCUCAAUCAAGCGAGGUCAUGGUCUAAAACGCCAAGAAGUUCUGGACAUCUUAUUUUAUAUUUACACUCCACUUGCUGCUGGGUUGAAGAACACUCGGCAGUCCACUUGGAUGAAUCCUAUUAUUGAUGGCAUUGAGGCCAGGCAGCUUAUAGGCAGUGAAUUUGUAGAGGAUGCACCACUUGAAGUCUGCGCACAGCUUGUUUUCAAGGCCAAACGAGAGCAGAAGGAAAAAGAAAAAGCUGAGAAGCAUGCAGAUGAUUAACUGAGAAUUGAUACUUCACCAAUUUGAAGGAAAACGGUUGUCUUUCUUAAAACAAAGCCAACAAAGGGCAGUGAAGGUGUUCAAGGGAGGCAACUUGAUAGCAGACAGAAUUUUUUUUCCCUUCCAGUUGGAUUUUUUUUCCUUUCAACCAUAUAAGGGUUUAUUUUUAAUUUGAAAAGUUGAGUACAACGUUCUGGUUCCAUGCUUUCAUUUUAGUGCUGUGCCAGUUACCAAUUUCACUAAGAAUUUUCGCAGUAAACAGAUUAACAACUUUCAAGAUUUUUUUUAUUGAUAUUUACAUCUUGUUAAAUAAUCAUGGUGCAUUUAUUUUUCAGUAGCAAAAUUUUUUAAGCUGAUUUAUGUAAAUUUACUACUUAAAGUAAAAUUGAUAAAGACAGCUCAUGUUCAUUAAUAUGCUGUUACGAGAUAUUUGUCCCUGCUUGAAGUUUUGCAGACACAGGUUUUUAAAAUUUACAUAAAACUGAUGCAAAGGACAGACCUAACAUCAGCUGAGUUAAAGGCUGAGAUUCAAAAACAAAAAAAAAAAUGGGGAAAAACUUAAAGGCAGAUAUACAGAAAAUAUGGUUUUGCAUCGUACAAUGUAAUAUAUUGCAACACAUUUUUUAAGAUUCUCUGGCAUUAAAACAAAGGAUGAACUGCACCUUGCUUUCUAGAAAUUAAUUUUACCACUGAAUAAUUUAACAGUGCAUUGAGCAUGUACAUGCAAAAACCCAGCAUUGUCUGAUUUUUAUUAAAAUUCAAACUUGCUUAAACCCUGCUUAAGUUAUGAUUCUAGUCACAUAUUUAUCAUGUUAUACAGACUUCAGACCACAGCUUUGUACUGAAACCACACUAUUCCUGAACAUAGCCAGUGGCUUACUUUUGUGAUUUUUUUGGCUAUUGAGUAAAUCUACCAUUUCUAUGCCUUAAGCUACGUGGCUCCCUCUCAGAUCUGCUUCACAUAUAGCCGCUGGCUGCUGACUUGGUGAUAUGAACAAUACCAUUUUCUCAAGAUGGAUGUUUUAGCAUCAUGAUCUCAUUUAAAAUGUUAUGUGUAGGAUCUGUUUACAGAUAUGAUUUUGUGCCUUAUCAAUUCUGACACAUUUGUUAAAAAGUUCUUAUCAGUAUUACUGCUGCCAAUAGUUGUAUUUUUUUUUUUAGGUCUUUCAGAAUUGUCAUAUCUUUCACAUACUUUGUUUUCAUCUUGGCCUGGGGUGGGGAACAUUUUUUCCUCCAAGGACUGUUUAGAUAUUUAUAAGAUCAUUCAACAGGCCAUACAAAAUUAUCAACUAAAAAAUAACUUAUAUUUAAUCAGGCCAUAGUUUCACCGCCUUGGCAGGACCAGAACAAAUGAUUUUGUGGGCUUUAUACAGCCCGCAGCCUGACAUUCUCCACCCUUGAUCUACGGCUUCAGCACCGGCUGUUGACAUGUACACAUUUUGCCAUAUCUUUGUAUAAGUGAUGUCAUAAAUUCUACUCUUAAUUUCAUGUACUGUGAAUUUACAUGAUAUUGAAAUAAUGCAGUUGAUCUGUGAAUAUGAAAAUAGUUUUAUAAUUAUCAUUUGUAUUUAUGUUCUACUUUUGUCUAAUCUGGGGCCUCAGUAAAACAGCUCCUGCAUCUUUUAAGUCUUUAAUCUAAAGAGGUAAUCUGUCUCCUGCCGAAUGGUUGGUGAGUAUGGUGAGAUCACAUCUGUCAGGUCACAAUAUCAGUCAUUAUCCUUUGCACAGUUUUUGGGUGGGGGUAAGGGAUCUUACAUGAAAGAUAUCACAUUUUCUGUAGUGACAUUUGUUGUACCAGUUCUUAAAAGGUAGAAAGUGUUGACAUUAAGUAACAGUAAACAAAUCAAAUAAUACAGUUUUUAAAUGCUUGAGAUGCAUGGACAAUUUUUUUUGUCUGAAUUUUUCUUCGUAAGACAACACAUUGGGUGGCAGUGGUUGGCACCCAUCCACCCUGCUUAAAAAAAAACAACCAAAAAACCAAAAAGCUGGUCCCUACCAAAUUUUCUCUGGAGUAAAUGUCCUGUCAUCAAUACAAGGCCUUGUCUUUACUUUUACUAAAUAAUCUACAGUAUAUGAAAGGGCAUCUUGAAUUAAAGAAACUUCUUUUUGGUCUAAACUUUCAUGUUUUUUAACUGUUACUGGUCAACAUUAGACUCAAUAUCUUGCACUGCUCGAAAGGAAAGAAAACAAAUUAUAUCAUUCUUUCUAUCGACAUAUCAAAUAACAAAAUAUACUCCAGUGUUGUCGCUAAUGCACAAAGUCAGCUACUGACCUUUCCGAGGUUUUUUUAAAAAAUAAUUUAAAUUUCAAAAUUAAAGACCCGUGUUUUCUUUCAAGAAACCUUUUCAUGUUUGAAGCAGUAUAAAGAGAACAAUUUGAAAACUGGCACAAUGUUGUGGGAAAAAAGCUUUUAAUUAUUUAAUAUGCAUAGUUUAAAAACUUUGUGUUGCAGCCAAAUCUAUACACAUUUCAUGCACAGUACCUUCAAGACAGUUUGAGAUAACAUUAAUGAAUUCUGUGUGAAUUGUAUGUUAUUUUUUUCACUUAACAUUGAUGCAGCAAAGUUCAGAACUGACUUUAUAAUGAGAAAAUAUCAAGGUUGGUGAAAACAAUGCUGGUGUGAGCUCUUAUUAAUACACAGUACAAAGUUUAGCAAACAAAUAUUUAUAAAGAACUCAGAAAUUUUUCCUAACACUACAGCGAAGCAGCAAUGUUAAGAUUUUCAGGUUCCUAUUCUUGGAGAAUGCUCCAUGUGAUCUUGCUUUACUUUCUCUUAUUGGAAAAAAA
Pomacea canaliculata is the source of this 8281-nucleotide messenger RNA. RefSeq lists its product as uncharacterized. Bases 1067 to 5494 code for a protein of 1475 amino acids. Gene Ontology annotation, molecular function: protein binding. NCBI's taxonomy places the organism in Eukaryota, Metazoa, Mollusca, Gastropoda, Architaenioglossa, Ampullariidae. The transcript has 33 exons. The record is from RefSeq and is a predicted model, not a curated record.